UCCACAGCCCAGCAGCGUCCUCAGACCUGUUCUCUGCACCGCCAGCUCAGGACUCUGGCAAAGGAGCGGUGAGGAGCCUGCAGAGUCACACAGUCGCCCUGCCCCCUCAAACUGUGACAUGGAGAGAGUGACCCUGGCCUUUCUCCUACUGGCAGGCCUGCCUGCCUUGGAAGCCAAUGACCCGUUUGCCAGUAAAGAAGAUCCCUUCUACUAUGACUGGAAAAACCUGCAGCUGAGCGGGCUGAUCUGCGGAGGGCUCCUGGCCAUUGCUGGGAUUGCGGUGGUUCUGAUCCUGUACCUGAGAAGGCCACCCUACUCAUCACUCCAGGCUCUGCCACUACCUGCUGAGCACAGGACUGGCUUCCAGGGAUGGCCUGAAGCCCAACACUGGUCCCCACUGCCUCCUCCCCUGGGAGGCCUUAUCCUCCAGGAAGGACGUCUCUGCAAGGGCACGCUGUUAGGCGUCUUUCUGAUCAGGAGGCUUCUUUAUGAAUUAAACUCGUCCCACAUCCCCUCUUCUGUAGUCUUGUGAUCAUCUUUGCCUCUG
Messenger RNA from Callithrix jacchus (white-tufted-ear marmoset), 547 nucleotides. RefSeq names its product FXYD domain containing ion transport regulator 4 (gene FXYD4). Gene Ontology annotation, molecular function: sodium channel regulator activity. Gene Ontology annotation, biological process: potassium ion transmembrane transport; regulation of sodium ion transmembrane transporter activity. Gene Ontology annotation, cellular component: membrane. Lineage: Eukaryota; Metazoa; Chordata; Mammalia; Primates; Cebidae. The record is from RefSeq and is a predicted model, not a curated record.